Molecule: messenger RNA, 2701 nt
Organism: Wasmannia auropunctata (little fire ant)
Lineage: Eukaryota; Metazoa; Arthropoda; Insecta; Hymenoptera; Formicidae
Exons: 10
Coding region: 150-2561 (803 amino acids)
Biological process (GO): cell differentiation; anatomical structure morphogenesis; regulation of DNA-templated transcription
Molecular function (GO): RNA polymerase II cis-regulatory region sequence-specific DNA binding; DNA-binding transcription factor activity, RNA polymerase II-specific
Source: RefSeq, a predicted model, not a curated record
AACAACCGACGACAACGAAAGCGUCUGUAUUUGCGUGCCGACAUUUCGCCAUUAUCAAGAGGGGUUCGAGUGCAUUCUUAAACGCGGAUAACAAUACAUGAAAUCGGUCUUCCGGUCCCGGCGGGUCUAAUCGACGAAUUUUUAUCGCUAUGGAGACUCGCGAACGUGUCUCGAAUUUCGCCGUAAAAGAGGAACCGAAUGAAAUUUGCGAAGAAAAAAUAUGUGUUCGCGACAGCAUCGACCGCGGAAAGGUCAUCGUUGUGGUAUCACCGACAGAGACAAAACCGCUCGCUUCCAGUGAACAUUUGAAGAGUAAGAAGAGCAAUAAUAACAUGAGCUUCCUCAACGUUAUCUCUUCUAUGCAUUCUCUUGUAAAGAAGAAUUUUGAUAACGACGACGACGACGAUAAGAAAAAUAUUACAAUAAAGCCUGAUCCCGAUGAGCCGAAGCAAUCGUGUCGCAACCGUGAGGUGGACAAGAUUUUUCCUCGGCAACGGCAGCGGACACAGACAAAUCGAUCGCCGAGACGCAAAAGCACCGGUAUCUCGACGUUGUUGUGCAUCGACGGCAACAGACUUACGGAUGCGGUGGCGGCUGGAAUUAAACGCAAGAUCCCAAGACCUGCAAACGCCUUUAUGCUGUUCGCCAAUGAGUGGCGGAGGAAACUCGCUGCAGAGAAUCCUCGGGAGUCCAACAAGGACAUUAGUGUCAGGCUAGGCGUUUUUUGGAAAAACAUGUCCAAGGAUGUAAAGGAGAAAUAUUUUGCACUGGCGCGUGAAGUGGACAGGGAGCAUAAGAGAAAGUAUCCUGAUUAUGUGUAUAAUCCGAAGGAGGCGAGGCUACGGAAGGCGAUGCGCGAGCAGACUCGUGAGCUGUCACGGCGGUCGAUCUUGCAAAGCGCGAUCGCGAAUGCAAACGCGCGCACGGCCGCGAUUGGCGGCGCCAAUUCCGUCGUUUCCGCGUCGAUGGCCGGCGGCUUCCUGAAUCAGCAUCACCGUUUCGAUUGCACGUCGAUGCCCAUGGGUCCAAACGUGAGCCCUCAUCAAGCGGCCGAGCCCUGGUUCCAGGCCGCGCAUCGCCUGAAAUCCGCGCACUCGCCGCGAAUCGGCAAUUGGUAUGGGAAUGUGUGCGGCGACCCGAUCGAGAGGCUACAAGCGAUGGGCGUGAUGCAUCAGCACCAGCAACAGCAGCAGCAGCAGCAGCAGCAACGCGACCUCGAAAAGUCUAUCAAGGACCAAAGGAACCAUCAGGCGGCGGAAUGCGCCGCGGCGGCGUUUUCCUCCAACGGCUACUCACCGGAUAUCGCAGCCGCGGAGAGAGAAAUCCGCAGACAAGAACCCGCGGAAUACGCCGACUUUGUCGACGGCCAGAAAUGGCACCCUUAUCAAAGCAGCGCGAGUCCUCAUCCACUUCCGAGAACGCCUCAUCCAUCACCGCAAAUGGGUGGCGUUCUUCAUCCAAAUGUCCAGAAUACAAACGCGCAUGGACAUAAUCCGUGGGGCCAAUUCUGUCACAGUAUUGUACCACACGUUUCAAGUGUGGCCCGCAACGCGAUGAUUCGGGGCCCGCGACAUGCAGUUUUUUUACGGGAUCGCACACCAACCAGACAUUGCGCAUUCUUGGAGGACGCAUCGCCGAUGAAUUAUGCGCCGAGCAAAUUGAACGUUGACAGCAUUCGCGCGGCUUAUCCGCCGUCGGAGCAUCAGAUGCCAAGGUUGCUGGGAUCAACGGUGGAUCCCGUCACAGACUCGACGACGAUAAAUCGACGUGAGGAAGACGGCGGGACCAGAUGGGAGCCAAACAAUGCUAGAAUGUCUCUGGACGAACUCGUGCCAACCUCCACGGAAGGCACGGUUUCUCGCGAGAAGGAGCGCGAGUCCCGGCACUCGAGCGAGCGAUUCGAGUUGAAGAAGAAACCCGUCUCGAAGCAGCCGCUUCCAGGUUUCCAUCAGGCCUUUGGCUCCACGGAGAUCGGCAGGUUCUCCAGGUCCGAGUUCUUCGUGAAUAUGGUGGGCGAGAGCAGUGGCAGCGGCAGCGGUGCUACAGCGGACGACGGCGACGGCACCGAUGGCGGCGAUGACGGUGAUCUGAUCCCGGAAGCCUACCUGACAACUCCCUUGCUAUUUCCCUUCUCACCGAAAUCCCAUGAUAUCCUAGGAGCCAAUGCUAUUCAUGGGUUCACAGAAGAUGGACGAUUGGUAUCGCGCAUUUUGCCUAACGAGUGUUGUUGGUUUACGCAAACUGGACACGCGAUAACAAGAAUUCCUGAUGGCUUUGUGACUUGCGCAGCUUUAGUGGAUUAUUUCGAUCAGAGAAAGUGGCAGGAUCGAGCAACGAUCCCGCAUCCUAUGGAGUUCCCGAUGUUAUUCGGUAGUCGAGGUAUGAGCUGCAGCGAAAGAAUCAUUAGUGAUCGUGCACAACGAAAUUAUACCGUCAUCAGCGCAGAUGAGACGAGAGAUCACGACAUUCGACGAGAGCGCGAGACUGUCAAUCUGAAGAUUAAUCGGAAUAAGAAUUCAUUUGUUGAUUCGAGCACGCACGAAUCUGAGAAAAAAAAUUAAGGAAAAUCUGCAGUUGGUAUCGCCGUUAAUAAUUAAGCAGAAAUUUGUUUAAAUAUUCAAACAUUUUAUUUGUUAAGUAAUUAAGUUGUCGCGAUAAUUUACGCAAAUAUAAUUUCUAGAAUAUAUUUCUCAUUCUUAGA